UUACAACGGCCUUUAUCUUCGACUACAUUCACAAUAUUGUGACUUUAUUCCAUGAAAAUUUUCACUUAAUCGGUUUAUUUGACAUUCACAGGUUUCAGGGAUACAUAAAUCCAGAGAAUGACUUCAGACAGCAGAGCUAGUAAAGCCCUGAAGGUGAAGAGGGAAUGCGGGGAGAACGUCCCAGUGCUGUCCGACAGUGAGCUCAUGUCGCUGUCUGUGCGCGAGCUCAACAUGCACUUACGCGGUUUGUCACGCGAGGAAGUGCAGAAGUUGAAGCAGAGGCGGCGCACGUUAAAAAACCGUGGUUACGCGGCGAGCUGUCGGGUAAAGCGCGUGUCCCAGCGUGAAGCCCUGGAGCAGCAGAAGAAGGAGCUGCAGCGGGAGGUGGAGCGGCUGGGGGCCGAGAAUGCAGGCAUGAGGCGGGAACUGGAAGGGCUGGGUGCACGUCUUGCUGCCCUGCAGCGCUUUGCCAGAGGUUUGGAAUCCGGAGGAGGCAGUCUGCUGGCCACCACACCCCGCCUGAACACAGCCUCCGUCAUUACCAUAGUGAAGUCACCGAAGCAGGUGCACACCCCCAGAGAGCAAGGAGCAUCCUAGGGCACCACGCUCGCAUGGAUACACAGACACACAUAGGUACACAGUAUGAUCGCACAGACAGACCAUGUAUACUCGCAUAUACAGGAAGAAAAACAAGUACCAGUUGGGAAUUACAGAUUCACUUAAAUAUAUAAAACACACAGAGACUGUAUAUACAGUCUUGUAAAUGUCCAAGAGUAAUCUCUGUACUGUUGUUGUGGCCUCGAAUAUCAUGACAAGUGUAUAAGUCUGCACAAAGCUAUUGCUAAAGAUAGCUUUAAUGCUAUUUAUGCCCAUUAAUGUGCUUUCUGGAUGGUGAAACAUAUGUUUAAAAAAAAAAUAAUCCUAGUCCUAACAACUUGUCUUCAACAUUUCCGAAGCUGGUUAGUUUUUGUUGGAUUAUCUCCAUGGUAUUAAUGAAUCGUGGGACUAGAGAACGUGCAGAUCUAUCAGUACAUGCCAUUUAUAUAUUUUAAUGUUUGUAUAAAAGACAAAUGUUCAACAACAGACAUAGAAGCUAUUUUAUUUGUGUUCGAAAUAAGAUGUUUGAAGGUAAUUUGAGCUGUGAUUGGUCUAAAUACUACUUCUGAUCGACUAGUUUGGGGUCAUUGUUUUAAUUAUUGUGUAUUUUUUGUAAUGUUUACUUGUUGUAAUGAGUUAGUAGUUUAGUAAUGGUAAGGUAUGCAGCCUUAUUACCCGUAAAUGAUUCAGUACGUGUGAGGGUCAUAUUUGUACUAAUAUUAGAGCGACUUGUUUUGUAGUGGUAUUUUUGUAUUUAAAACCAAGACCAUAUAUUAUUUGCUAUUAAUGAUUAAAAACGUAUCUGAAUAUUUUGGACAGCUGGAAUAUUUUUAAAAAUUCCAUUAGAAGGAAAGGAGAGAGAAAGGGGAAUCUGAGGAAGAUGUGAAAAUAGAGGACAAAGGGGAAGAGGGCAGCCAGAAGGAGAAGUGAGCACUUGCAGCUCACAUGGGAGGGGAAAAAAAGGAGGAUAAGAAAGUGACAGAAGGAAAGUGAAAGACAAAAAUAAUGUCACAUUACAUUAACCCGUGGUCGUCAGGAUGACCUGCUGACUACAAGCCUGGUUUACUUCAGUAAACAGGGUGACACUGUAUGAUCAGGUAAUGAUCGGCCAUGUUAAACGUGGAUAUCUCUGGUGAUUUUUUUUUUUUUUAUUAAGUGUAGUCAGCAAUGUCAUUUUCAGUACUUAGAAUCUUACUUGGUAAUAUCAUGUCCCUGACACUUGUGAUUCAGAACAGUGUGCUGAAUGUUUUGUAAGAGGGCAGAGCUAAAAAAAAAAAAACAACAAAAACAACUGAUGUUUGUAUUUAUUAUCUGUAUUUUUCUAUGGUAAAUUCAUUGUCUAUUUUAUAUCAUUUAAUUGAAAUAAAUGUUGUAUAUAUUGUA
Molecule: messenger RNA, 1980 nt
Organism: Cyprinus carpio (common carp)
Lineage: Eukaryota; Metazoa; Chordata; Actinopteri; Cypriniformes; Cyprinidae
Product: transcription factor MafF-like
Exons: 2
Coding region: 118-597 (159 amino acids)
Biological process (GO): regulation of epidermal cell differentiation; regulation of transcription by RNA polymerase II
Cellular component (GO): nucleus
Molecular function (GO): DNA-binding transcription factor activity, RNA polymerase II-specific; RNA polymerase II cis-regulatory region sequence-specific DNA binding
Source: RefSeq, a predicted model, not a curated record